Manduca sexta (tobacco hornworm) is the source of this 2432-nucleotide messenger RNA. Its product is annotated as ADP-ribosylation factor-like protein 3. Gene Ontology annotation, molecular function: GTPase activity; GTP binding. The record is from RefSeq and is a predicted model, not a curated record. The transcript is spliced from 5 exons. Gene Ontology annotation, biological process: cilium assembly. NCBI's taxonomy places the organism in Eukaryota, Metazoa, Arthropoda, Insecta, Lepidoptera, Sphingidae. Bases 151 to 696 code for a protein of 181 amino acids. Gene Ontology annotation, cellular component: microtubule cytoskeleton; cytoplasm.
GGAAACGAUGACAUUUCAAACAAUUUUAAAUCGAACUUCGAUUUAUUUUGAGCUUAUGAAAUUAAUUUAAUUACAAUGAAAAUAAUCGUCCAUUAAUUUGUUUAUAGUGUACAAGACCUUUGUUAAAUUUCCAAAGAACUACCAGUAACUAUGGGGUUACUGAAUAUAUUGAAGAAAUUACGCUCUAAUCCUGAUAAAGAGUUACGUCUGCUUUUACUUGGGCUGGACAAUGCCGGGAAAACAACCUUGCUCAAGCAACUAGCAUCAGAAGACGUGAACCAUGUAACGCCGACAGCUGGAUUCAACAUAAAAUCUGUGUUGUCCAAUGGCUUCAAACUGAACGUAUGGGAUAUUGGUGGCCAGAGGAAGAUUAGGCCAUAUUGGAGAAACUAUUUUGAGAACACUGAUAUUCUAAUCUAUGUGGUAGACUGUUCAGAUCACCAAAGACUUGAAGAGACAAGCCUAGAGCUCACUGAAUUGCUACAAGACGAGAAAUUGCGAGGAGUCCCGUUGUUGGUUUAUGCUAACAAACAGGAUUUAGCCACUGCUUUGCCUGCAAGUGAGAUAGCACAACAUUUAGGCUUGCAUUUGAUCAGGGAUCGUACAUGGCAAAUUCAGGCAUGUGUAGCUACUGAUGGCACUGGAGUCAAGGAAGGAAUGGAGUGGGUAUGCAAGAAUAUACCUGUUAAGAAAUAGAUUAAUAAUGAUAAUUAUAUGGCUUCUAAUUGAUACAAUUGACAUAUCCAAUGACAUUCAAUAUUUCAUAACAAAGAAUGUAUUACAAUGAUAUUGAUAGUUAUUCAUAGGCACUUACUCUAAACGGGCCACAUUGAUGAAUGCUUAUUAGUAUUGUUAAUAAGUAGGUAUGCAGUCUGCGCUUUUGUUAAGCAAUGUUAUCAUUAUAUAUGCAAACACUUUGACAAAAAUUAAAGAGAUAGGGGCAGUUUUUUCUCUGUUACAAUUAUUCAUAAAUCUAUUUACUGAACAAGACAACAUCAGGCAGGCACAAAUUAAUUAGUGGUGGUAUCUUUAGACACAUCACAAGUCUAUGGUGUAGAGAGUCUAUUGGUCAUUAUGCUUAGAAAUCAGUUGUUAUAAGUUUGUACUUAUGACAGCAAAUCUUGCCUGCUCAUGUUAUUGCAACUUUUGAAAAAUAAUAUGGCAGCAUAAAAAUAAUUCGAAGUUGUUUAAAUCCUUUUUGAGGUCAAAAAUUUUAAGAUUGGUUACUAUUUUACCUGCAUAGGUAUUUAAUUAAUAAAAUUUUCUUUGGUAUUUUAUGAUAUUAUAUUUAAAUAUUGGAUCUUAUUUAGUCGAAACUGUAUGUAUCCGUCCAAUUAAUUGUUAUUUUUUAAAUACGUAUGUUUUGUAUGAUAUUGUUAAAAGAGACAUGUUGAAGGAACAUGUUACAAGCAUAGAGGGUUUCCUUAUGUUAGGUAGGCAUAGUUAUUAUUGAGUUAAUUCUAUAGAACAUUUGCCGAAAUUUUUGCAAUAGUGAAGCUUACGCCUAAAAUAAUAGAACAGUUAAGAGCCUUCAGGAACAUUGGUCGAGACUUUGGACUAGAUAGUCAUUGAUGGAUUAUUGUCGGGACUUGAGUGUUUCCAUCAUCUGACUUCUUAGAAAUGUUGGAAACCUUGGAACAAUCUGAUAACUAUUAUUUUAAGGUAGUUGUAUAAUAUACCUAGUCAUAUAGAUAUUUAUUGAAAAACAAAUGAAUUGUCAAUUUAUUUGCUAAUUAUCGAAACACAUAAUAUAAUGUAUAAUCAUGUUAUUUUAUAAGGCUACGAAUGCGGGCAUUAUUAUAAAAUUAUUUUUAUUUAAAAAAUGUUAUACAAGUAGAAAAACAUUGAUAUACAGUUGCAAAUCUUUGAACUAUUGUGAUAAAAAAUAUUUUUAUCGUAAUUGUAACAAUAUUGUAUUAGCAAAAACAAUAAUAAAUUUAGGUACUUACCCGCAAAUUGAUAUUAAAUAAACGCAUCUAAAGCAUUUUAUUUUAUUGGUCUCCGAAACACACUGAGAAUAACUAAAUGGCUUUAGGGCCGGCCGCUUCUUUUUCCUGGCAACCUUUUUUUAGGUCACAAGUAUAUGCCUGUAGCGCCCCCUUAGAGUUUUUGCCGUCAUCACUACUACUUUGCGCCUCGGGCAACCCCUCGCUCGCCAGUUAAAGGUGCUGCGGGCACUUAGAAGCCUUCAGCACCACGAGUCGGAGCCACCUGAUUCCUGGAUCCUGGAGCGGCCGCACCGUAUACCCUAUGAAUGGUCCGGCCCUGCUUUAGCCCAUAUUAAGUGUUAAUUUGCAGUUUUUGCGUUAUUUAAGAAGCACUGCAUUUUUAAUAUCUGGAUAAUAAUAAUAGUUAAUAAUGAUGUUGAUAAGUUUGCCCGCAUCUACAUGUUAAAAUAUCCUUCCAUUUAUAAAUAAAUCAAUACAUUUACA